AGGCUUAUAACAGUGGCGACAUCUUGCAACCUCGCUCAAUUCGUACAUUAAAAGAAACAACAUAAAAAACAGCAUAUGUUUACAGCAGGGGCACAGAAUCAAAGAAGUCUUUUAAUUUUCUGUAAGACGUUGAAACGCGGCUCGUCCGUCUGUUGAUUCCUCUCUUUAAAAAAUGUCUCGACACAAAUUCAGGAUCAAAAGCUAAAGAUCACGAGCUAAGUGGUUCCAACUUGUUAGACCGAGUUGUCAACGUCUUCGUCUCGAAAUCUUCCUUCUUUCGAAUGAAAUGAAUAUUCCCCCUUUUAUAAGAAGGACACCCCCACCUAUUGACGAUGACGAAGAAGACGACUGUGAUGAUUUUGGAAGCUUUGUCCAUGACACGAUAGAUGAUGAAAAUGGAGGGAGUGACAUAAAUACGCCAAUUGAAAGAGGACUCUCUUCGAUUAAUAAUAUAUUACAUUCCAACUCCAACGACGAAAACAUUUCUGGAAAAAUAAACAAAAUCAAUUCUCAUCCUAUAGAAAAUUCAAUUAAUGAAAAGAAAGAGACUGCAAAGGAUUUUGAAUUAAAUGAUUUUCAGCUCCCAUUGAAUGUAGACGCUAGCUUUGAAGAAUUAGAAUUUGUGGCGUACAAUAACGGGGACCCAGAAUUUAAAUGUGAUUUUAAUUGUGAUUCUGGAGUUAUAAAUGACUCCAUUUCUGAAAGUGUAUGCAUUGAUAAUGUAAACGACGAUGAGAUCAAACAGUCGGAUAUUCAAGAAAAUACCAAAAGUCAUGACAUCGUGUCGUUAAACGAUAGUAUUCAAAAUGCCAAUGAAACUAGUUCUAUUUGUACAGGUUACGAAUUAGAUUCUGAAUGUGAUACUAGUGAAAUUGCUGACAAACCCUUCUCUACGACAGAUUUGAGUUCGACAAAUGAAGAAGUCGGGAGGACAGUUGAAUGUUCAAGUGAAAAUAAUGUAACAGUAUGUAAUAAAGAUAUUCACAUUGAUAAAAAUGAUGGAAACGAUUUUGACGGUGAUAGUGAUGACUUUGAUGAUUUUGCUGAUUUUCAAUCGAGUUCAGUUCCAGAACCAGUUGCAACAACUUCAUCAUACAAGGAACCAACUGUUGACCUUUUUGAAAAUGCAUGGCCUCAAGAUGUACCUUGUGAAGAUGUCGAUUUAUCACAGUAUUUUGAUACGGAAAUUAUAACGGACAAUAGAAUUUGGCAAAAGCUUCAAUAUUUAGAAGAUACGCCAGCGUUGAAAUACACAUGGCCGGCUUCGACUUCUAACCACAAAAUGCUAAGUGCGUUGAAAAUUGAUUCAAGGAAUAUAUUAUGUGGUCCUUGGAGUAAAGCACAUAGAAGUUUAGCAAGCGAAGGGAGGAAUUUUGAAGGACUGGUACCAUGUGAAUUUGGCAAGCCUAGUUGUUCUGCUGAAUUAGUAUCAAAGGCAUCAGUUCCUGAAGCUCAUUUUGAUUGGGAAGGAAGUGGAUUAACUAACCCAUUAUUCGUGGCUACAAAAGAAGAAAACUUUUUGGAGUAUGAUCUUAACAAUUUAUUAAUAAAAAGAAUUAGUUCCGAGGCAGAAGAGAUUUUACAAAACCUUCCAAACUUGUCGUUUAUUAAGAAACCUUAUAUUGUUUUCAAUAGAAGUGCAAAUUGAGUUUGAAAAAACUAAACUGGUUGUAAAUAAACAAAUAGUUAUUGUAAUGGUUAAAGACAUCAUGCAUGGUGAAUUGGUCUUUAAAUAUUUGUUGAUAUUUUCCAGUUUGUGUAAACGAUGCUUUGAUCCUAUUGCAAGAAUGUUUGAACAAUUAUUUUAAUUAAUUCACCUGCUAAUUUUGGUUUAUUUUAAAAUUUAACUUUUUUCCGCUUAUGAACUACUUUCCAGCUUGUUUAAAUUUAAAUCUUUUAAUUUUUGUAUAAUAAUCUUAUAAAACUGUUAAAUUCUAAUUUUAAUCAGUUACAAGAUUUGUUGUAUUAUUUUUGUAGAAUCAAGAUGUAAGUUAUUUAUUUUGUAGUCAAUAGAAAAUAGAUUUUAAAUCAUUUUUAUUUAUUUUUCAAUAAUCGUUGUUUAAUGUACUUAAAGUAAUCUUGAAAAGCACUUAAGAUUGCUAAAAUAAUGUCGGAUGUGGAAAUGUUUUAAAUGUAAAGACACAACGCCUAUGCUGAUGUCUGUUGUUGAACAAUAAAAUAUAACCAAUUUAUAAUUGUU
Messenger RNA from Cimex lectularius (bed bug), 2200 nucleotides. RefSeq lists its product as uncharacterized. The record is from RefSeq and is a predicted model, not a curated record. Gene Ontology annotation, cellular component: trans-Golgi network membrane; AP-1 adaptor complex. Gene Ontology annotation, biological process: intracellular transport. The transcript has 7 exons. NCBI's taxonomy places the organism in Eukaryota, Metazoa, Arthropoda, Insecta, Hemiptera, Cimicidae. The coding region runs from base 287 to 1648 and encodes 453 amino acids. Gene Ontology annotation, molecular function: clathrin binding.